Messenger RNA from Miniopterus natalensis, 426 nucleotides. The record is from RefSeq and is a predicted model, not a curated record. NCBI's taxonomy places the organism in Eukaryota, Metazoa, Chordata, Mammalia, Chiroptera, Miniopteridae.
AUGGCCCACCCUCGGACCCCACCCAGGUACCCGGGUUACCAGGCACUAACUGUGACAUCUAUGACCUUUUUUAUCAUCGCACAAGCCCCUGAACCAUACAUUGUUAUCACUGGAUUUGAAGUCUCCACUAUUUUCUUUUUCAUAGUUUUAUAUAUGCUCAGACUUGAUCGAUUAAGUGACUGUAUAUUUUGGCCUUUGCUUGAUAUUAUCAACUCACUGGUAGCAGCAAUAUUCAUGGUAAUCAUAUCUGUGUUGGCAGUGAUACCAGAAACCACAACAUUUACGGUCCUUGGAGGGGUGUUCGGACUCCUGGCGGUGGCGAGCUGCAUUGCCGACGCGGCUCUUCUCUACCGGAAGCUUCUCUUUAACCCAAGCGGGCCUUACCAGAAAAAAUCUAUUCACGACGAAAUCUAAGUUUUGUAAUUU